GUUUCCGUUUGGCGUGGUGUGUUCUUUGGGAACUGGAUCUUAAUCCACUCCGGGUUUUCACGACGCUCCCACUUUAUCCGUAAAGCUAUGUGUUUUCUGUGUGAGAGACGCCGACUCUUGUUUGGAGCAGCGAUUCUACGGAGGGGCUGAGACCCGCAAGAGCCUGCGCUAACCGAGGGCGAGUCUGAACCAUUUCAUCCUCUGGAUUUUACGCGCAACAGGACUAUUUUUCUUUUUUCUUCUUUUUCCUCUGCGUUUUUUUUUUACGUUGGUGUGGGGAGAAGAGCAAAAAAAAGAAGAAUCACUCGUAAAAGGCAACUGCGUGGCCACAUUCUCCCUCCCACCCCAGCCGAGGUCGUCUAGCUGGAGAUCCAUUCUCUUGCGUGGCACAAGUCUGGUAUUUUCUUUCAGCUGCAAACCCAGACUGACGAAGGGGAUCAGUCCAAGAGGAGCAAAAGGGAGAAAUUUGGUUUUCAAACCGAGCCGGGACUGCUCUGCGGGGAUCUUACUAUAUUGCUGGAUGGCAUAGGCGAAAACGGAGGGUUUUCAUUCAUUUUUCAGCCCCUCUCAGCCACCACCCCUGUGGAUCUGUCCGUGUGUGUGUGUGUUUUUUUUUUCACCCUCCUCCUCAUCAUUCAGCCUUGUUCACGAGUGGAAUGCUGUGAACUAUUUAUGGGGCUGCUUGUGGAAUUAUAAAUUACGAAAAAGAAAAAAAAGAUCUAGGCAGACUUGUGUUUUUAUUGUCCACGCUAGGCCUUAACACACUGGAGGCGCACUGCUGUUUUUAAGAGAUGGAGAAUGAAGAUGGGGAUUACCAUCAUUUAUCCAGGAAAAUCACUGGCCCGUGUGCCACACCAGCCAAAGUGUACAGUGAUCGGCAAAAAUAGCAGACUGCAUUUUUGGGAUUUUUCUUUUCGAUCAAAAACGCCUCCCCUCUCCAAUCAAAUCGCAUUUAUUUAUAUUUUUAAGUAGAGCUACAUAACAAAAAAGCACACAUUUGUUGGCUGCUAAAGAGUAGCCUUUCGUGCUGCAGACAUUUAUUAUUCCUUUUUAUUUUUAUUUUUUUCAAUUCCUGUUUUAUUUUUUUUUAAUGUGCAGGAUCUCUUGCGAGGGGUGGACGUGUACGAACCUGCUAUUUUAUUUAUUUAUUUUUUUUUCUUUUUGCGUUUUUCGAAAGGAAAAUAAUGAACGUGGGAGCAGAAACAUCGAUGGGUAGCCUGACCUUGUUUUGGGGUUUGCUGCUGUUUUUUUCUUCUGUCUGCGUGCGAUCCACUCAUGGAGAGAUCUGUAGCCCGAGUAUUGACAUCCGGAAUUACAUAAGUGAAUUCCAGGCUCUUGAGAACUGCACAGUGUUGGAAGGUUUCCUACAAAUCGUUUUAAUCAACGAAAAGACAACCACCAUCAACCAGGAGGUCUUCCGCACCCUCAGCUUCCCGAAGCUGACCGUCAUCACCGACUAUCUGCUGUUGUUCCGCGUCCCUGGCCUGGAUAGCCUCAGCACGCUCUUCCCCAACUUGAGCGUCAUUCGGGGCCGUAACCUCUUGUAUGGAAACGCUUUGGUGAUCUAUGAGAUGACCAACCUGAAGGACAUUGGCCUCUACAACCUGAUGAACAUCACCCGUGGGACCGUGCAGAUCGAAAAGAACCCAGAGCUCUGUUUCAUUGACUCGGUGGACUGGUCUUUGAUCAUGGACAGCAAUGUUAAUAAUGUUAUAACUGGGAACAAGGAGUCGAAGGAGUGCGAUGAUGUCUGCCCUGGCACAAUGGAGGAUAACCCUACAUGUCAGAGGACAUUGGUCAAAGGCAACAAUGACUACCGCUGCUGGACAUCAAAGCAUUGUCAGAAAGUGUGUCCUCAGCAGUGCAAGUUGGCCUGUAUGGACAACGGGGAGUGUUGCCACAGUCAGUGCUUGGGGGGCUGCUCCGAACCCAACAACGACAUGGCCUGCUCGGCGUGCAUCCACUACAAACACGAGGGUCGCUGCGUGUCGGACUGUCCUGAAGGCACCUUCAUGUUCGAGGGCUGGCGCUGCAUCACCAAGAGGGAGUGCUCUGAAGUGCACCUAUCCAACGACAAUCCCUUUGUCAUCCACAACAGAGAAUGCAUGAAUGACUGUCCCUCUGGCUUCACUCGCAGCGAAACUGAUCGCAUGCUGUGCAACGCUUGCAAUGGUCUGUGCGACAAGUUCUGUAGGGCCUCUGUUAUUGAUUCUGUGGAUGCUGCUCAGUCCCUGAAGGAGUGCACCGUCAUCGAAAACAAUCUGGUCAUCAACAUCCGCAACGGAAUUAACAUAGCCUCGGAGCUGGAGACCUUCAUGGGACUGAUCCAGACAGUGAUGGGAUAUGUGAAAAUUCGACACUCUCACUCUCUCAGCUCGUUGUCCUUCCUCAAAAGCCUCCGAUACAUCAACGGGAAGGAACUUAUUGAAGACACAUAUUCGUUCUCCGCCGUCAACAACCAGAAUCUGCAGUCCUUGUGGAAUUGGACCCAGCACAACCUGACUAUUCAGGCAGGGCGUAUCUUCUUCCGUGGAAACCCGAAGCUCUGCGAGUCUGAGUUUCACGCCAUGUGGGAAAAAACGGGCAUAACUGUAAAGCCAGAAGAGGGUGAUUUCCGUUACAACGGUGAAAGAGCCAGCUGUGAAAGUCACACCUUGAAGUUCAAGUCCAACAUUACAACAAGCAACACAAUCACGCUGACAUGGGAACGCUACCAAGUCUCUGACCGUGGAGAUCUCUUAAGCUUCAUAGUCUACUACAAGGAGUCACCUUCCCAGAAUAUCACAGAGUUUAAUGGGCAGGAUGGCUGUGGCUCCAAUAGCUGGCACAUGGUGGACGUGGACCUUCCACAGGACAAAAACACAGAUCCCAAAUUUACUCUUCAACAUCUCAAGCCCUGGACCCAGUACGCCAUUUAUGUGAAAGCCACCGCCCUGCAGAUGAAGGACGAACACGUCUCCGGGGCGAAGAGCGACAUCAUUUAUAUCCGCACGCGACCUUCGUUGCCGUCCGUGCCCAAAGACGCCCACGCAUACGCCAACUCUUCAACCAAGUUGCUAGUGAAGUGGUCACCUCCAGUUUUUCCCAACGGCAAUCACAUUUACUACCUGGUGCGCUGGCAGCGGCAGCAUGAAGACCGGGAGCUCUUCAAGUAUAAUUACUGCUCCAAAGGGCUGAAGUUACCGAUCCGGAGCCCAUCAUUAGAGCCCACAGAGGGGAAAGAUCACCUAACCCCCCCCAAAAUUACCCGGCCUGGGGAUAAAAUGGAACAGUGCUGUCCUUGCCAGAACACACCCAAAGAGAAGAAUAAGGACAAGCAUGACCCCUACUUUUUAAAAGCUUUUGAGAACUUCCUCCAUAAUGUCAUCUUUCUUCCAAGACCUCCAGAUCGUCGUCGCAGAGACCUUUUUGGUCUUGCUAACCACACUCAGCUUCACGACAGCAGUCAGGGCAAUACAACGCUUGGCUCAGGGGAUAAUAGCACAUAUGUCAUCCCUCCUGUCAUUGAGUAUCCCUUCCUCAAUGACAGAACCUCAGCAGGAUCUUUAGAAAUCUCUGGCCUGCAGCCUUUCACAUUGUACCUUAUUGAAAUCCACGCCUGCAACGAGGACCUGGGCUACAACUGCAGCAUCGGAGCUUUUGUUUUUUCUAGGACUAAACCUGCCGCCAAAGCAGAUGACAUCCCUGGGAAGGUUGUCUAUGAAAUUUGUGACAAGACCGAGGGGUGUGUGGUGCUGCACUGGUCAAAGCCUGCCAUGCCUAACGGACUUAUUCUGAUGUAUGAGAUCAAGUACCGUCUGGGGAAUGAGCCUGAGAAGCAUAAAUGUGUGUCGCAUCAGCAGUACCACAAAUUCAACGGAGUUCGCUUGACGAUCCUGAGCUCCGGGAACUACUCUGCUCAAGUGAGGGCCACGUCUCUGGCAGGAAACGGCUCAUGGACAGAGAGCAUCUUCUUCUACGUGCCUCCGCCUAAACGAGAUGAUUUUGCGACUCUCUACUUGGUCAUCAUCCUGCCCAUUAUAGCGACUCUCGUAAUCGCAAGCCUCACCACCAUUCUCUUCAUCAUCAACAAAAAGAGAAACAACAACAGACUUGGGAAUGGAGUCCUUUAUGCAUCUGUCAACCCAGAGUACAUCAGUGCGGCUGAAAUGUACACUCCGGAUGAGUGGGAGGUGGCCAGGGAAAAGAUCACCAUGCACAAGGAGCUGGGGCAGGGCUCCUUCGGCAUGGUGUACGAAGGCACAGCCAAAGGCGUCAUCAAGGAUGAACCUGAGACAAGGGUGGCGAUCAAGACGGUGAACGAGUCAGCCAGCAUGAGGGAGCGGAUAGAGUUUCUGAACGAGGCGUCCGUGAUGAAAGAGUUCAACUGUCAUCAUGUGGUGCGGCUGCUGGGUGUGGUCUCUCAGGGACAACCAACCUUGGUUAUCAUGGAGCUGAUGACCCGCGGAGAUCUCAAGAGCCACCUCCGUUCUCUUCGUAACGAAAACACCACCUCUCAGGUCUUGCCCCCGCUGAAAAAGAUGAUCCAGAUGACGGGGGAGAUUGCAGACGGCAUGGCUUACCUGAACGCCAACAAGUUUGUCCACAGAGACCUGGCUGCCAGGAACUGCAUGGUAACGGAGGACUUCACGGUGAAGAUAGGAGAUUUUGGCAUGACCAGAGAUAUUUAUGAGACGGAUUACUAUCGGAAAGGAGGAAAGGGCCUGCUGCCAGUUCGGUGGAUGUCUCCAGAGUCACUGAAAGAUGGCGUCUUCACAACAAUGUCUGAUGUCUGGUCAUUUGGUGUUGUGCUGUGGGAGAUCGCCACCUUGGCUGAACAGCCUUACCAGGGCAUGUCCAACGAACAAGUGCUGCGCUUUGUCAUGGAAGGGGGACUCCUGGACAAACCCGACAACUGCCCGGACAUGCUGUUUGAGCUGAUGAGGAUGUGCUGGCAGUACAACCCCAAGAUGCGUCCGUCCUUCCUGGAGAUCAUCAGCAGCAUCAAAGGGGAUCUGGAUCCCCACUUCCAGGAGGUGAGCUUCUUCUACAGUGAGGAGAACAAGCCGCCGGACAUGGAGGAGCUCGACAUGGAGGUGGAGAACAUGGAGAACAUUCCACUGGACCCUGUGUCUACCAGGCAACCAUCAGCUGCUGGCGUUCCCCCGACUGGGUGCAUGGGAAGCAGGUCACCUCCUUCCUCGCAGCAGUUGUCCCCCUUGCAAGGCCCAAGUACUCCCUUACUAGGAUCUGUGUCCCAUUCGCCACCCGGGCCUCUGUCCUCGGCCAUGACGUCUUCGGGACAGGGCUCGGACAAGCACUCAGGACAUGCUUUGGCCAACGGGCCUGUGGUGGUCCUGCGGCCCAACUUUGACGAGUUGGAGCCGUACGCACACAUGAAUGGAGGCAGAAAGAACGAGCGGGCGUUACCGCUGCCCCAGUCGUCGGCCUGCUGAUAUCAGUCCAGCAUCUCCUCUUCCUCUCGCACAGGGUAACUAAAACCUCUCAGUCUCUUCAGGAGAGUUGGGGCGAGGUAAGAAAAUUACUUUGUUUCUACUGUGUUGCCAGUCUCUCCACUCCAUUUAAGUUGUGCAACGACCAGAGAACACAAACUCUGAAAACGGUAAGACAGCACAGAAACCUGCUGAGGCACGUGGAGUUUGGUGGCUCAGACACAUUGGGGGGCUCCUUCCUGUGCGGCCUACAUUGUUACAUACAAGCCCUUCGAGGAGGAAAACAACAUAAGGAUGUAUAUUGGCACACAGACUUCUACAUGAACUCAAGAAAAAUAAAUCUUUUUAGCAUAUCUGCCAGCAAAACCAACAGAAGAGCACUUUUGUCCUGAGGAUUUCAGAGAGGAUGUGAUGAAUAUAUUGAGCGUCUAUUUAUAGAAUCCCAUCAUUCUCUCUACAUUACGGUAAAGCUCCUCCUUUUUGUGAGCCAGCCGGGUUCAUGUUGUGUGGCAACAUCUCCUUUAAAAAUAAGACUCUUAAAUAUUAUUAUUUUCUACGUGAUCCUGUCAGGUGUGGGUUAAAUUGGUAGGCCUGUUUUGUAUCUGCCAAACUUUUGCCAAAUCAAACUUUUCCUUCAGUCUCCUAAGGGUGUCCUCUUUUUUGUUCAAGACUGUGAUUCGGAGUUAAUGAUAAAUCAAAUCCUCCUGUGCAAUAAAGAAAAAAAUAAAUUACUUGCCAUACAACUUAGAAUGUUUUUACUAAAUUUAAAUGCAAGGGUUACCAGAUUAUGCUGGGUCAAAUAACGCAUCAUAAGCAGAAGCCAGCCCAAACACAAUACCAGCUACAAGACUCUACUUAAAAACGUGACUGUCAAGUCAUGAGCAGCCACAACAUUGUGAUUGGAGAAUGCAGACUUUGGAUUUGAUCGCACUAUGUUGUGCUAUUUAUGUUGAUAGCGAUAAAAGUUGAUAAUAAAUAAAUCAUUUUGGCUGUAAAUCUGUUACUGCAUACAGUCAGAUCCUCAAAAGCACACAUUGAUACUAAAACUACAGUACAGUAUUCAUUCCAAUCAAUCCUAUUUUUUAAAAAUAACAACCGCAAUGUAUGCAUUGAAAAACAGUUCAUUAAGCAAACAAUAAAAUUGAUUUUUAGUUCUGAGCAACUGCUACAUAAAAAAUAUUUUAUCCUUCCAUAUUAAUUCAACAAAAAGUAGAUUAAGGUUUUAAAAAUCCAUAUUUGAAGCAUAAAACAUAAGACACGGAGCUGGGUGAGGCAAUGUAAAAAUAUUUCGAUAUAUUUAGGAUUCAUAGCAUUACAUAGCGAGACAUGUAAAGUCAUUCCUUAAUCACUCUAAUUACAUUCAACCUCUGACUUCAGUGACAAACCACAACUCAGAUUUGUCAGGAUAAUAAAAGUUGCAGCUGUCCUCUCACUUAAUCCAGCAUUAGAAAUUACUUUUAACGAGUCUGGCUCCAAAGGUUAAGAUGCUAUUUGGGUCUCAUUUUGACAAGAUUAUAAUUGACUGGGAACUAUUUUUGCAACAAACAUGAUAACUGAUAUUACAGGGAAAAUACAAAUCCCUGUUACCACUGAGAGCUGACAAGAUUGCAACAUUUUUAACUACUAAACAAAAUAUCUGAACAAACUACUGUAUGUACAGCAUGAGAGAGCAAACAUCAGCAAUUUAAAUACAUGGGAAAUAAAUGGAAAAUAUGGGAAAAUUAAUUACAAGUUACUCUGUAGGGUUUAAAAUUAACAAUACAGUACAAUCUGUCUAAAAACUGGUUAUGCAAUCAAUGUUUAGCAUUAUAUUUACACCUGAGACAGGCUAAGAGACGGCAGAAUAUAAAAAGGCUGUUUCAUAAAGGCAUCAAGUUCCUAACACUUUAUCGUUAAUUCUGGUAUUGAGAAAGGUCACGUAAAGCUACUCUCUGUUUGCUGGCUGCCUACUGUUGUAAGUGUUUUAGCUUUGUAGACACUCCCAUCAAGACAUGGUACCUUGACGGAUCUUUGUGCUGCAGCCCUCCACUAGUCUUUCCACUUUUGCAAGAUCAUUAGCCAGAAUGUAGCUUUUAACAAAACAUGAGCAGCUUUUGUGCCAAUGAGCUGAUGGCUCUCUCGUCCAGGAUGACAAAAUGUCAGAGUUGUUUCAAGUGUAUCACUUCUCUAAAAGUCCAUGAUGCAGGACUGUUUUCAUUUGCAAACCAAUUUAUUUGUUAAUUUAGCAUCUGUCACGGAAAACUAAAUUAUUGGGCUAUUGUUUUUACCUCUGUCUGGAUGCUAAAGAGUUUUUUUUUUUUUUUUUUAUGGCCGGGGGAGAUCUGAGUAAGGGAUUUGAUCUGCAUUAGGG
Messenger RNA from Poecilia latipinna (sailfin molly), 7782 nucleotides. RefSeq names its product insulin-like growth factor 1a receptor (gene igf1ra). Gene Ontology annotation, cellular component: axon; insulin receptor complex; plasma membrane. The transcript has 21 exons. The coding region runs from base 1185 to 5435 and encodes 1416 amino acids. Gene Ontology annotation, molecular function: phosphatidylinositol 3-kinase binding; insulin receptor activity; insulin receptor substrate binding. Gene Ontology annotation, biological process: protein autophosphorylation; positive regulation of MAPK cascade; insulin-like growth factor receptor signaling pathway. Lineage: Eukaryota; Metazoa; Chordata; Actinopteri; Cyprinodontiformes; Poeciliidae. The record is from RefSeq and is a predicted model, not a curated record.